CUUAGCUUUCUUCCAAUCCCAGCUUUCUGUGGCUGGACUUCAGCUCCUCCUCACAUUCCAGGCCUGUUGAAACUUCCCCUAAAAAUUCUCCAAAAUGGAGCUGUCUCUGCCCCUUGCAACAUAUACACAAAAAAGCUCAAAGCUGAAAAACAAGGGUUUCAUUAUUUUCAUUUCUAUGGUGUUAUGCACAGCCAUACUAGGCCUGCUGCAGCUCAAGUUCUUAAAACCCAGAUACAAAGACUUUUAUUCCUUUGAAGUGAAGGAUUGGAAAGGAAGAACCAUGUCCUUGGAGAGAUGUCGAGGCAAAGCAGCUCUGGUUGUAAACGUGGCUAGUUACUGUCAGCACACAGAAAAAAAUUACAACAUGCUGCAGGAACUCCAGCGAGAGUUUGGACCAUACCAUUUCACAGUGCUGGCCUUUCCUUGCAAUCAGUUUGGGAAAUUGGAGCCAGGUCUGAAUGAUGAGAUAAUAUAUUUUGCUAAAUCAAAUUAUGGAGUAACGUUCCCCAUCUUCAGUAAAAUAAAAAUUCUAGGAUCUGAAGGAUCACCAGUAUUUAAAUUUCUGAUAGAUGCUUCUAAAAUGGAACCUAGGUGGAAUUUCUGGAAAUAUCUCAUCAGUCCUGAAGGUAAAGUCGUGAAAUACUUGAGGCCUGAAGAACCCAUAGAAAACAUUAAGCAGGAUAUAGCCGCUCUGAUUAGGGAGAUCAUUUUUAAAAAGAGGGAAGACCUUUGAGGAAGUUACUCUGCCUUGUGGAUCUGUUGGGCAACUUCAUCAUCCGGCCUUAGUACAUUCUUGUUCAAACAUGGCAAAUGCUGAACUUAUCAAUGAUCUUUCUUGACAUUUAAUGCCAUGAUAAACUGAUAAACAGAACAUUCUUCUGUUUAGAACUCUAAAGAUGCGGAGAGCAAAGGAAGCCAAGACUUUAACAGUGCUCUAAGCACUUUACCCAGUUGAGCCUUGGACCCUUCAAACAUGUUUAUUGUAAUAUCUGAUUAGGAAAUCUGAUUAUGAACAAUGUAAGAGACUUUUUUUGUGGGGAAAAGGUUCCCAAUAAAUAUUGCUUUCUUAAAA
Messenger RNA from Crotalus tigris (Tiger rattlesnake), 1072 nucleotides. It is a transcript of the gene GPX8, whose product is annotated as glutathione peroxidase 8 (putative). The transcript is spliced from 3 exons. NCBI's taxonomy places the organism in Eukaryota, Metazoa, Chordata, Lepidosauria, Squamata, Viperidae. The coding region runs from base 95 to 733 and encodes 212 amino acids. Gene Ontology annotation, molecular function: glutathione peroxidase activity. Gene Ontology annotation, biological process: response to oxidative stress. The record is from RefSeq and is a predicted model, not a curated record.